Ilex paraguariensis (yerba mate) is the source of this 1035-nucleotide messenger RNA. The record is from the annotation of a GenBank genome assembly. NCBI's taxonomy places the organism in Eukaryota, Viridiplantae, Streptophyta, Magnoliopsida, Aquifoliales, Aquifoliaceae.
AUGGCUACAACAGACGAAGCCUCAGCUCUGGAACUAAUCAGAAGACACCUUCUCGGUGAGUUCUCUCCGGUUGAUGGCUUCGUUAGUCAGUUUAGUGACUGUAGUUCAAGUACCUUCACUGGUGAAAGUUGCACUGGUGGUACCCUACAACCUGAGGUUUCGAGUUUUCAGUCCGAAAGAAAAAGCUGUGAGGACUAUCCCAUCACCAUCUCCGACUAUCUCAACUCCAACGACCAAGUCAAUACCACCACAGACAUCUUCGAUUUCGUUCCUAACUCCAUCACUUUCGAGCAAAAUGAAAGUAAAUUUUUCGAGUUCGGAUCAAAACCUCAAAAUAUAGAUCUCACAACUCAAAAACCACCAGUUUCAAGCUUUCUAUCGAUAGAUUUCGUGCAAAAUCGUACAGAGUUCUUUCAAUUCGAAUACAAUUCGCAAGUAAUCCAACCAACAACACUAGAAUCUCUCAGUUCAAGUUCUCGAUCGAGUUCUCUUAGUGACAGAAAGCCGGCAUUGAAGAUCGAUUUGCCUCCGGUGAAGAAAAUCGAGUGGAUCGAGUUCACCGAGUCGACUCAACAAACAGCAGUGACCUCAAUAGAAAAAUCUAGUGAAGUAGAGGAGAAGAGACAUUACAGAGGGGUACGACAACGGCCGUGGGGCAAGUACGCGGCGGAGAUCCGAGAUCCGAAUCGCCGAGGGUCUAGGGUUUGGCUAGGGACGUUCGACACCGCCAUUGAAGCCGGGAAGGCUUACGACAGAGCGGCAUUCAAGAUGCGUGGAAGAAAAGCGAUCCUGAAUUUCCCACUGGAGGUGGCGAAGUCUGCGUGUGACUCGAGCACCCCAGUGGAGAAGGAAAUGAAGGUGAAAGCUGUGAAGAGAUCAGAGAGACUGCCGGAAUGUGAAGUGGAGAUGAAGAAUGAGAUGAAGUUUGAUUGGCCGUUAACGCCGCCGUCGAGUUGGACGGUAUUUGACGUCCCACUAUCGUCGCCGUUAUCUCCUCACCCAACGUUUGGUUGUUCUCAGCUUAUGGUCACUUGA